AUGGGAGACGCAAUUGAUUUGUCUGGGGAUGGAGGAGUCAUCAAAACCAUUGUGAGGAAGAGCAAGUCAGAUGCUGUGGCUCCAACUGAAGAUUUUCCCGUUGUUAAUGUUCACUAUGAAGGCACGCUCGCUGAUACCGGUGAAGUCUUUGACACUACACAUGAAGACAACAUUAUAUUCUCCUUUGAACUUGGAAAGGGUAGUGUUAUCAAGGCUUGGGAUAUUGCCGUCAAAACCAUGAAGGUUGGAGAAAUUGCAAAAAUAACAUGCAAGCCAGAUUAUGCAUAUGGUAGCGCAGGAUCUCCGCCAGAUAUACCUCCAGAUGCAACACUGGUUUUUGAAGUUGAGCUAGUUGCCUGUAGGCCACAGAAGGGCUCUACUACUGGAAGUGUUUCAGAGGAGAGGGCUAGGCUAGAGGAGCUGAAAAAGGUGGAGAGAUUUCUGCCGCUAAGCCACGCCGCGAGAGAGGAAGAGACCUUUUUUCUAACCCUAAAAUUCCCUUUUCAAUUUUCAUAUCUUUUCUUUUUUUAG
Messenger RNA from Vicia faba (fava bean), 531 nucleotides. NCBI's taxonomy places the organism in Eukaryota, Viridiplantae, Streptophyta, Magnoliopsida, Fabales, Fabaceae. The record is from the annotation of a GenBank genome assembly.